AUUUAUAGUAUAGUCACGUGAUCAUUGGUUAUUCAAAGAUGGCCGAUUCAGAAACCCAGAGUGCUAGUAGACAGUGUCCAGAUACUGGUCAAACUGUUCCAGAAUCAUCAGAUGAGACAGAAGUAACCUCAGCUACAGGUGAGGCAACCAAUGGAAGUUCAAAUGACUCUCCUACAUAUGAAUCUUACCAAGCUGUAAAACCUGCCAAGUUCGUGCCUACAAUAAGUGCUCCUAAUAUGAAUCCGUUUGCUGCUCGUCCAACAUUGAAAUCUGAUGUUGUCUCGACCUCUGGUAUCACUGCAGGUGCUCCAAAUCAUCCUAAAUUUGUUCUUCGGCCAUCUGCUCUCUCUGCUCACCCUCUAAACAACAAAAAUGAUGUGUGUGGAGCAGAUACGGGCACUGCCCCUUCCUUAUUAAAGCCAGCCAAACUACCUGAUCCUACAAAAGGUCUCACAAAAGAAAGUGAGAUUACAGAAAAAGAGAAUAAAGAUUCAGGAACUGUUUUUGGUGCGGCCUCAUCAAUAUUUAAAGAUUCAGUGCCUCCUGAUAGUGGAGGAGAAAACCUCUUUCAAGCUGCGUUACAGGAACAUACUGAAAAAAAAUUACCUGACAGUAGUUGUAGUCCUAGUAAAAGUAAUAGUGCUGCCUCUUCAGCAGAGGGGGAUAAUAUCCUCGGACAAAAUCUCACAGAAAAAGUUACUGGUGUUCAUACCUCACCAAAGGGUCUUGUCAGUAGUUCAGGAUUUGUUUUUGGGGAGAAUUUGGCCGAACGUGUGCAAUUUAACAAAGAUGGUGGUGAAGAAAAGUCAGAAGACAAUGGAGUUGCCUCCCCUGAUUCCACUGAACAGUCAGAUACUGUUAAUAAUGCUGAGAGAGAAAAGACGUUGGAGGAAUCAGCACGUGAAUAUCAGGCGACCCACAAGAGGGAAACAGAGUUAGAGGAGGUUGAGGUGGUUACAGGAGAAGAAAAUGAAUCCAACGUUUUACAGACAAACGGAAAAUUAUUUGUGUUCGAUGGUGACACCCAGAACUGGGUGGAACGUGGGCGUGGCUUGUUGAGAUUAAAUGACAUGAGAUGUGAAUCCUCCCAGACCUUCCAGUCCAGAUUAUUAAUGCGUACUCAAGGAAGUCUGCGCUUAAUCCUGAACACAAAGAUCUGGCCAGGUAUGACUGUUGAACGAGCCAGUCAGAAAAGUGUUCGAGUCACUGGUACAGAUGGUGAUCAUGUAAAAGUCUUUCUUAUUAUAACAAAUCCUAAAGAUUCAGAGAAUUUGUUACGAGCGUUGGACUGGCGAGUACAACAGUUACGUGUACAGGAGGAGAAGUUAAAGGACAGUGGGGUCAAGGUUGCAGAGAAACGAAAAGCUGAGCCAGAGUCGCCCACUGAAGAAUUUACAGUCAAGAAAACAAAAAAAUCCGAUGAUGAAGCUCAAGCCAGCUAUAAGAGAGAGGAGUCAGACAGUAGUGUUGUAGAUCCCGAAACUGAAGUUUCUUCAGAGAGUCACGCUUCGUCAUUUACGCUUAGAACAGACUCGGAUUGAUCAAAAUGCUGGUAUAGACAUUUGAGAGGAUAGUGUAGCAGUAUUUAUUGUUGACGAACGACAUCACUUGCUCUUCUUUAUUUUGCCAGUGACAUACUUACUGGCAAUUAAACAAGUCUGUGUUGCAGUGAUGUUUGACUUCCCCAACCUUGACUAGGAAUAUUUGAAAUCUGUGAACGAUUUCAGGGACAUACGUGAUGAUUAAAUGCAGUUUGUAUCAUUGAUACUAGAUAUGUACAAUAAGCAUUUUCUAGGCAAUGUGACAGAUUAUUGCGAAGGGUUUUUGACAUUUUUACGAGCAGUGUUGAUUGCGUAAGGGAUGAAUUUUGAUUUCAAACUUUCUUUCUUUUUUUGUCCAUAAUAUGUUGUAAAAUUGAGGAUCUCAAAAUAGAUUAAAUGAUUUUCCUUUCUUGAAAGAUAUUUUAAUAAAAAUACAUAUUUUAUAUAUUUAUGCUGUUAUAGCAAUAGUUAAAAAUGUGCUCGCCUUGGUGCAUUUUUUUCCCUUGAAAAUUCAUGUUACAACUGAGGAAAACCUUCAGGAUUACUGAGACAUUUAAUGUAAGCAAGAAGAUGAUUGGUUUUGAAAAAAAUAAUUUUUUGUAUUCUACAUGUUGAAGACAUUAAAUACAUUGAUGUUAAUUUCAGCAGACUGUUAUUCUCUGACACUAUCGUCUAUUUAUGGGAUUUUUCAAAAAUCAAAACUUUCUAUGACACUUAGAGGUAUAAAUUGAAUAUACUAGUACUAAAUUUGUAUAAGUUUUUAGCUAUAAGGUAUUUCUUACUUAUGUAUAUUGAGUUAUAUGUGUUAAUGUGCAGUUUGUUUUAUUAAAUCUAUAUGGGUAUACCGUACCCAAUUUUAAGGCAGUUGGGACAUGUCAUCACACAUCUGUGCUAAAAGGGUGUGUACAGGGGUCAUUGCUAAUUUGUGUUGACACACAUCUGUGCUAAAAGGGUGUGUACAGGGGUCAUUGCUAAUUUGUGUUGACACACAUCUGUGCUAAAAGGGUGUGUACAGGGGUCAUUGCUAAUUUGUGUUGACACACAUCUGUGCUAAAAGUUUGCACAGGGGUCAUUGCAUAGUUGUGUUGACACACAGUCUCUGCUAAAAUAGUAUGUACAGGUUGUGUUGGCACACAUCUGUGUACAUACAUUGCUAAAAUUGUGUUGUCACAGGGUUCAAUGCUGGAAUCCUUAAUCAGUAGUUAAGGGUUUGAAUCCCGUUAUAGGGAAGGAAUGAGUGUACUGUCAUAAGAAUUGUAGGGAGUUACUGGCAGAGUUAAUACCAAAGAAAAUGGGAUAGCUUGAAAUGUAAGUGGUGCAUAAUGUGUUAACUGAAGCCAGAAGGCUCCUCUUGUUAUCUCAGGUGGAAGAGCACAAGACUCUGGAUUGGGAGGUUGCAAGGUCAGUCUGUGGGCAAGAUUAACAUCCUACAUAUGAUUUGAUGGAAGGUAAAAUGUCUGAAGUUGUCUGUCCUCCACUUUGAAAUUAUGUGGAGAACUUGUUCAUCCAUCACCAUGGAUAUAUAUUGGGAGAUGUUCAUCUACAGAUGUUUGUCCUCAACCUGGGGUUUAUGUGGAGAAGUUGUUUAUCCCCUGCCUGUGAUUUAUAUGGAGAAGUUGUUCAUCCUCCACCUGAAAUUUAUGUAUGAAGUUGUUUAUCCUCAGCCGGGGAUUGUCCGUCCUCCACCUGGAAUUUAUGUGGAGAAGUUGUCCAUCCUUACUGUAGGAUUAAUAGGAAAGAAGUUGUUUAUCUUCCAGGUGGAAUUUCCAUCACCUGUGAUUUAUGUGGAGAAGUUAUUCUUUACUUUAUGGUGUAGAAUCCAGGUUAGCUUAACUGACCUUCGUUAAAUAUUUAAAAAAAAUUAAGAAGGGUAAGACCCACACGUGAUCUAAAGUCUGUAGCACUGGUAAUAGUUUGAGAUUGCACGCCUGUAAUACUGGAAUAUCGGGAAACAUUUUAAAGUGGCAGGUCUGAUGAACAUAAGUCUUUACAUUUAUUUAGGAUACGAAAAAAAUUGCAUAUUGCAAGAAAAAAGUGUUAAAAAAUAAUAUUUUUUAUUUCUUUCUUCUAUUUCUUGUAGAAUCUGGUAUAUAAGCAAAAGAAUCUGUCUCUUCAGGUAGAUGUGGAUGGAAAUAUUGACUCCCUUGUAAUUGUUUUGGCAUAAAAUGCCAGACCUUGUUCCUGCUUCAAAUUAAACAGUUAUUCCUAAGUGUAAAACCAGUCUUGCAAAAAGUUCAGCACACAACCCUUUCUUCUUAUUUGCCUGUUAUUCUAGAUAUAUUCCAAAAUUAUAAAAGACGGUUUAAUCAGAUUUUACAGUGUAAAAAAAUUGUGAUGUGCAGAACUAAAGUCAGUUUCUUAUUUUAUACUGAAGAUUCUUUGGUCAUGUAAAUAAAUAGCUUACUUCUGACAUGUUCAUUUUCACUUACUUUAAUUUUUGAUUCAGUCAGGAGGCUUAAGUGGCCAGGGCCUCUCAUUUCUAUUACACAAGUUGGGAGCUUUCCUUUUUUACCUAAACUGUGUUGGUGUGCUGUAAAACCCAAAUCAGAACUCUUUUAUGUCUGGUCUUUAAAGUGUUCAUCUUCUUCCUCAAGUUCAUGCAUUUAAGUUGAUGUUUGCUGCAGAAAGCUUGUUGCUGGUAGUGAGAAAUAGUGGUCAUUUACCAUCUAAACAUACUGCAAUACUGUUGAGAAAUCUUCUUUGAUAUCCCAAUAAAACAGUUUGUAUACUUGAAGUUGAUGAAUAAGAAUGCACUGGAGUCAGGGAUGUAAAAUUGAAUUUGGAAACCAGUCUUCAGAAUGCUACCUUGCCAUUGGUCGGUAUCAAGAUUAAGGUCAUAAAUUGACCAAUUAGAUGUUACAAUUUUUAGACUGGUUUCCAAACUUACAUUUUAUACCCUGAUGCUCAGACUGGUUUAUAAAACAUUUGAAAGCAGUCUUGUAAAUUGUUAUUGAUAUGGAAGGGUGAAGAUGUCUUAAGUGCAUAUGGAUGAUGAGACAAGUAGACCUCUUUCGCAUUUACAAGUCAAUGUACCGGUAUCUUUUUUAGGGAUAAACACAGUUUGUGAACCUGAUAUGCUGUUGCAGUUGUUUCUGAAAUUUGAAGAUUACUUUACCAGUAGGUUAUUCUGCACUGCUCUUUCCCCUAAAAAAUACAUCUGUUGCUGAGAUAGGACUGUGUCGGUAGUAAAUUUUGUUGGCAUAAUUUCAUGGUUUGUGCCUAAAUGGCUGUUUCCGCGUGAAAUGAAUUUGUGAAAUACACAUUUUUAGGUGCAAUAAAUGAAAAACUAUAUACUUGUUGUGAACUGCUUUGUGAAUCAUUACAACCUUAAAAUUUAAAAUGAGUUGUUUCCUGCUGAAAAAGAUGAUUUAAGCCGCGCCAUGAGAAAACCAACAUAGUGGCUUUGCGACCAGCAUGGAUCUAGACAAGCCUGCGCGUCCGCAGUCUGGUCAGGAGCCAUGCUGUUAGCUAACGGUUUCUAUAAGUGCAGUAGGCUUUGAAAGCAAACAGCAUGGUUCCUAACCAGACUGCGCGGAUGUGCAGCUGGUCGCAAAGGCACUACGUUGAUUUUCUCAUGGCGCGGCUCAUUUCUCAGUAUGUAAAACUCCUCAUGGCUGGUAUUGAUGGUCAUAAAAUACUUGAAUAAUUACAUUUUCGCAAAAACAAAAGUUUUCUCUGGUAUGAAUGAAGAUGUAUGUCUGGUGUAUACUAAAGAAUAAAAGACUGAUGAUAAUUGCUGGGUAAAUUUAUGACAUAUUUCUAGAUUAUUGUAUACAAAUAUGUGUUUUUACUUUAAGAUCUGAAAUACAGUGCUAUUACAAAAGUUUGUUUUUCUGUGUUUUGUUGAAUUUUAUUGAUGUGACUCAGGCUUGAACCUUAUCACUGGUCUGUUCAGGGUAUAGGACUAAUUGUUAGGUAUAACUACAGACAAACCUGUCCAUAAAGAAAUGGUGUGUCAGAUUUGUGAUUAAUCUGAAGAUCAAGACUUCACAUGCCAAAAUAUCUUCUUUUUUUUUUAACCCUCACCUUGCUAAAUUUCUGUGAUGAACUUUUCCAUCUUUCAGUUUGGACACUACCAUUAACUGUUAAAGGGGUGCUUACCAAAAGGAUACUGACUGGAUGGUGAACAGUGCAGAUCAUGAUCAGACUGCACUGGUUGCAAAGGCAGAAUCAAUCCUGUCCCACAUGAUAAGGGUUAAAAUUGAUGCAAAUCCAAGGAUAAUAGUGAUCCAUAUGAUUACAUAACAGUUUUGUGUACAGAAGCUUUUUGAGAUUCUGCCUUUGCGACCAGUGCAGACCAAGAUCAGCCUGCACAUCCGUGCAGGCUGAUCAUGGUCUGCACUGUUCGCUAUUCAGUCAGUAAAUUUUCAGUGAACACCCUUCGAAUAAUAAAUGGUAUCACCCAAAUUGAAUGAUGGACCAGUCCAUUUUAGAAAUUUAGCAGGCUAAGGGUUAAAUGAUCAUGAUUUUUCUUCAUAGAUAUAAGGAACAAGUAUUUCUGAUGUAAACUUUCAUUGAUAAUUUUAUUUAAAUCUCAACUGUUGACAGUACAAUUUUUUGGAGCUUUACAUUAAAUGGAGCUAUGUUGCUGUGAACUUGUAGUUUUAGUUCAGGGUGUGUGUGUGUGUGCAAAAAUCAAAAUUUCAUGUAAUUUGCAUAAUUAUGGUGUUCAUUGAAAACAAUUUAUAUGAAACACAGUCUUAGUCUUGUCUAAGAUUAUUUUAAAUUUAUUUCUAGAAAAAGGGGAAUUUGUGGCAUUCAGACCUCAGGAUAUGGAUUUUAAUGCAAUACAAUGGCGUAAAUGAAUUUUGGAAAGUGUUUGUCUUGCUUUGUGAACCAGUCAAGCCAACAAGGUUGAACAAUAUUUUACUAUAGAACUCAUUUUAUGAAACUUUAGCAAAUUAAUGACUUAAUUUUACCAUUAUCAUUGAUUGGUAUCACUCGAGUAGCAGCAGUGUCAAAACGGUAAUAAUUUGAAAGUUUUCUUAAGAGUAUAUUGUAUACUGUGAAAUCAUUAAAUUUCGUGGGCAUGAAAUUUCGUGGUUUGGGUCAAACUGGCAAUUUCGUGGGGAUAUGAAUUCGUGGAUUUCAACUUUUGAACAUAAAAUAAAUGGGAAUUUUACUUGUUCGUUGGGAUUAAAUUUCGUGGAUUGAUUCAACCACGAAAUCCACGAAAAUUAGUCCCCCACGAAUAUUAAUGAUUUCACAGUAACCCCACCUAGAACCUGGAUUUAAUCCAAUCUUUGUUGAAGCUUAGUAUGUAUUAUGUAGACUUGUCUCCCUUAUAUUGAGGGAAAUUUUAUUGCUAGAACAUUUAGUUCAUGGGCAUAAGAUUUCAUGAUUUUGAUCUAAACCGUUAUUUUGUGAGUAUAAAAUUUCUUGGUUUUUGUUAUAACUGUUGUGACCGAGGCAUGAAAUUUUGUGGUUUUUAUCUAAAUAUUAUUUCAUGGGGAAAUGAAAUCUUGGAUUUCAUUUUUUUAGGAAAGAACCAAUAGAUAUUUAAUUUGUUGGUUGGGAUUGUAUGGAUUGAUGCAACACUGAAAUUCAUGAAAAUUAUUCCCCCACAAAUAUUCACAAUUUCAUAGUACACAUAUCUAGGCCUCUUUUGGGAAUACCAUUGUGUGGACUACUAACCCUUGCCCUGCAUAAUUUCUGAAAUGGCCUGGUGCAUCAUGCAAUUUUGGCAUUCAUUGUUAGCUAGGUCACAGUGAAUUCAUAUGUAAGAAAAACAUAAUAAAAAUUUAAUGUUGAAAGACAAAAUAUACUUGUCUUCUUUCCUUCUUCUGUUGUAAACCUUUAGCUUGCUAAAUUUCUAAAAUGGACUGGUCUAUCAUUUAAUUUUGCCAGUACUAUUUUUAUGCGAGGGGUGUGCACUGAAAAUUUACUGAAUAGCGAACAGUGCAGAACAAGAUCAGCCUGCACAGAUGUGCAGGCUGAUCUUUAUCUGCACUGGUCACAAAGACAGAAUCACUUGCUGCCAGCAGGCUAAGGGUUUAAGAUCUACAGAGAAAAAAUGAAGAUAUAAAUCAAAUAUGUGAAGCUUUGGUUAAUGUUAAAAUUUUAUGUAAAAAAAAAUGGUUUUUGUGCAUGAAAUGAAAAUUUAAAAAUGUUAAGUCCAGCUUUUGUAAAUCAAGAUAGAAAAAGCUGUUUAAAAGGACUUCUUGAAAUAUUAUCACAAGUUUUUAUGUGAAGUUUGGCUUUGUUUUGCACAGUUUGGAUAGAUAUUAUACAUCAUUUAAAAGAUCAUCAGGGGUGAUAGUAGAAACAUUUUAAUUUUUAAAGAUAGUUUGAUACUGUAAAAUAUUGUAAAGAUUCUGUCUUGAAUAAUAUUUAUUUUUUACAGUGGAAUAUUUGUAAGCCAUCUAAGAUGCCUGGAACAUUUUACUAUUGCAAUCCACAAACAAAUAAAGUCAGACUUUUUGUGUCCAAAAUGGUGGAAGUUUGACAACAUCAAGAUAUUUUUUGCCAAUAAAUUUAAAAUUGAUAAACUCCCUUGGUAGCCUAGUGGUAGAGCACCCACUUUGAGUGAGGGAGUUUGUGGGUUUGCUCCCGGACCAUGUCGUAGCAAAGACUUGAAAAAUGGUACCAGUAGUUUUUGCUGCCCGGCAUUACAAGGAUAGUAUUAGCAAUGGUCAGCCCGGUCUCAGUAUAAUGUGACUGAGAAGGGUAUCAAUUUGUGUGUCUACAGCAUAAUGCAGCACUAUCAAGUUGGACAGGGGAGCGGUGGUCUAGUGGAUAAGGUGUCUGCCGCUCAAUCCAGAGGUCAUGGGUUUGAGCCCCACUGGCAUCACGACCAUGACCUAUCAUAUGACCCCAGUACUAGUUUUUCCAGGAAACAGACUGGAGAGUGGUUCCAAUAAGCUUAAAGUUAUCACAAUCGAGCUAAAACAAAUUAGUAUAAACUAAAGUUGGACAAUGCACUCCCUGCUACUACUAGACCUCAUCAUUUAUGUGACUGAAAAAAUGUGAAAAAAGGCAAUUUUAGCCAAACACACACUCAAGAUUGAUAAAGGUUCUUUAACAAUUGAAAGAGUUUCUGUUACAACCCUCAGAGUUUUUUACAGUUAUUAUAUUAUGAGUUGUAUUGUCUUGCAUUUUAAGAGAAAUGAAGGAAAAAUGUGUUUUGGAUAAGACUGAUUAGACAGUAGUUUACUGUGAAAUCAUUAAUAUUUGCGGGGGACUAAUUUUCAUGGAUUUCAUGGUUAAGUAACAACUUUAUUUCCAGAGGCUACACAUUGGGUUUCCCCAUCUACCAUGUGGGCCUCAACAUAAUAUAAUUAUACAGUAUAACACAACAUUAAACAAACAUUACCAAGCAUAGAAUAUCAUUAAUACAAAAUGUACAAUACAGGAUUUAAACAAGCAAGCCAAAGAUAAAAGAUACAAAAUGAGGUGCAGUUAUAAUCCCAAACCAACAACAAAGUAAACAAGAGGGUCAUGAAGUCAAUCUUAUGCCAGUGAACAAGUAAAAUUCCCAUUCAUUUUUAGCUCGACUUUUCGAAGAAAUGUAGAGCUAUUGCACUCGCCCCGGCAUCGCUGUUGGUUAAAGUUUUUGAUAAAGUCAAAUAUCUCUGUUACUAUCAAAGCUAUUGACUUGAAACUUAAAAUAGUUAUUUACUAUCAAAGUCUACACCAGGAGAAACAAUCCCCAUAACUCUGAUUUGAAUUUUGACAGAAUUAUGCCCCUUUUUAACUUAGAAUUUUUGGUUAAAGUUUUUGACAAAGUCAAAUAUCUCUGUUACUGUCAAAGCUAUUGACUUGAUACUUAAAAUACUUAUUUACCAUCAAAAUCUACACCAGGAGAAACAAUCCCAACAACUUUGAUGAAUUUUGACAGAAUUAUGCCCCUUUCUAACUUAGAAUUUUUUGUUUAAAUAUUUGGUAAAGUCAAAUAUCUCUGAUACUAUCAAAGCUUUUGACUUGAAACUUAAAAUACUUAUUUACCAUCAAAGUCUACACUAGGAGAAACAAUCCCCAUAACUCUGAUUUGAAUUUUGACAGAAUUAUGCCCCUUUUUAACUUAGAAUUUUUUGUUAAAAUUUUUGAUAAAGUCAAAUAUCUCUGAUACUAUUAAAGCUUUUGACUUGAAACUCAAACUAGUUAUUUACUAUCAAAGUCUACACCAGGAGACACAAUUCCCAUAACUCUGAUUUGAAAUUUGACAGAAUUAUGCCCCUUUUUAACUUAGAAUUUUUAAAAGAAAAAUUUGAUAAAGUCAAAUAUCUCUGUUACUAUUAAAGCUUUUGACUUGAAACUCAAAAUAGUUAUUCUCUAUCAAAGUCUACACCAGGAGACACAGUUCCCAUAACUCUGAUUUGAAUUUUGGCAGAAUUAUGUCCCUUUUUAACUUGGAUUUUUUUUUACUGGCAAAGCUCUAAUUCAGAGUCAAGCACUGAGAAAAAUCGAGCGCGCUGUCUUACAGACAGCUCUUGUAUGUUCAAAGGUUGAAAAUCCACGAAUUCACAUCCCCACGAAAUUCCCGUUUUGACCAAACCACGAAAUUAUAUGCCUUCAAAAUUAAAUGAUUUUACAGUAUCGAAUUUCAUGUCACACAAUGUAGGUCCUACUGUAUAGCAACUUUUUAGCUUGGAUGGUAGCUAUGGACAUGCAUGCAUCAUUUUUCAUUUUAGGCAUAAAGCGGGUAUCUGUGUAGAACCACUGACCUCCCACAGCCGAGCAAGGUGGCUAAUUUAACCAGUAUGAGACUGAAAAAAAGGAGCUCUCAGGUGCAGAUUAUUUGAACUUAAGAAAUAAAAUAACUAAAGAAAUGUCUUUAAAAUUGUAUGUCAGUAAAUCCUUAAUAGUAUGUUUAUCAGAUGAUUUUAAUGCUUAUAGUUUUAUGUCAUUGAACUGUAUUGUUCUAAUCAUGUUAUAGUAUUUCCUUAAUGAUUUUUGUCUCAUUCACAUGUUCAUUGUAAGCUAGGUCACAGUGAAUUCAUAUGUAAGAAAAACAUAAUAAAUGUUGAAAGACGAAAUACUGAACAAGG
Molecule: messenger RNA, 10528 nt
Organism: Mercenaria mercenaria
Lineage: Eukaryota; Metazoa; Mollusca; Bivalvia; Venerida; Veneridae
Product: ran-binding protein 3-like
Exons: 15
Coding region: 39-1541 (500 amino acids)
Biological process (GO): protein export from nucleus
Cellular component (GO): nuclear pore; cytoplasm
Molecular function (GO): GTPase activator activity
Source: RefSeq, a predicted model, not a curated record